UGUUUGGAGAAGUAUGAUGAUCGAAGAAAACAACAACAUGUCGUCUCUCCCUGUCAUGAAGCUCGCGGCCUUGACAUGCGUUCAACAGGCUGCAGGGGAACAACCUCUCUCUCAUGAUGAGGCGAUGGGUCGACUGCGACUUCUGGAAGUACGGUCUCCUCCUCUCACUGCGACUGCUGGUGCUGAGCGCGGACUGCAGGCAGGCUGCAAGAAGCAGGAUGAUCAAGAGCCAGAGGGUCAGCAGGGAAGGAGGGAUGUCACGGAGUGACCUGCUGUCCUUACCAGGUCCCUGUCUUCAUGUCCUGGAGCAAAGACGAUCCUUUCGUGGAGGAGGCGCUCUACCACGAGCUGAGCCAGACCCUGACCGGGGGGUGAGACAUUCUAUUUACAAACCUCUUCGGCAAAGAAUAAUUAGUUGAAAAGGCCUCGGCUCGUCUUCAACGACGGAGGUCACUUCAUCCAGGAGACACACGCCGAUGAGCUGGGGUCGGCCAUCCUUGACUUCUUGGCCUUGGAGGAGAUGCAAAGGUUGGCCGGGAGGGGUUAGAGAGAUCGGGGACCUUGAGCGUCGUGCCGACUCUGGCAGCUUCAAAAGACAACUUUGUUUCCUGUUUGACAAGGAGGAGGAGUGGUC
This is a messenger RNA of Guillardia theta CCMP2712, 634 nucleotides long. RefSeq lists its product as hypothetical. The transcript has a single exon. The record is from RefSeq and is a predicted model, not a curated record. NCBI's taxonomy places the organism in Eukaryota, Cryptophyceae, Pyrenomonadales, Geminigeraceae. Bases 38 to 268 code for a protein of 76 amino acids.